This is a messenger RNA of Paramormyrops kingsleyae, 2254 nucleotides long. It is a transcript of the gene etfdh, whose product is annotated as electron transfer flavoprotein dehydrogenase. The record is from RefSeq and is a predicted model, not a curated record. Gene Ontology annotation, molecular function: iron-sulfur cluster binding; electron-transferring-flavoprotein dehydrogenase activity. Gene Ontology annotation, biological process: electron transport chain. Gene Ontology annotation, cellular component: mitochondrial inner membrane. NCBI's taxonomy places the organism in Eukaryota, Metazoa, Chordata, Actinopteri, Osteoglossiformes, Mormyridae.
CAUGUAUUUUAUAACAUUGAGGGAAGGAGAGGGGUUUCUCCAUGCUUAUGUUGCUGUGUGCUAAGUGUUUGCGUUUAGUUGACCAAAUGUCCUGAAGGCCAUCCCUCGUCACCCACCCUAUUGGCACGAUUUUAGACCUUGAUUAGUAAAUACACGAUGUUUCCUAUGAACAAGAUUGCAAAGCAAGUGCACAGGUGCGCGCGCGUGCUGAAUCUGCUGCAGAAGGAGAAGCUGUCACAGAGAUGGGCGUCCACCCUGUCCCCAGUGCCCCGAGUCACCACCCACUACACCGUCUUCCCCAGGGACAAAGACCCGCGAUGGGAAGGCGUGGAGAUGGAGCGAUUCACCGAUGAGGCUGACGUCGUGAUCGUUGGUGGCGGCCCGGCCGGUCUCUCUGCCGCCAUCCGCCUGAAGCAGCUCGCUAACGAGCACGGCAAAGAGCUGCGUGUCUGUGUGGUGGAGAAGGCCUCUCAGAUGGGCGCCCACACGCUGUCCGGUGCCUGUCUGGAGCCAAGCGCUCUCAGCGAACUCAUCCCGGACUGGAAGGAGAGAGGAGCCCCUUUAAAUACACCAGUGACAGAAGACAAGUUUGCGAUUUUAACAGAAAAGUCUAGAAUCCCUGUUCCAAUCCUUCCCGGACUUCCGAUGAAUAACCAUGGCAACUACGUAGUCCGCCUCGGUCAUUUCGUGCGCUGGCUUGGGGAACAGGCGGAGGAGCUUGGGGUGGAGUUAUACCCCGGUUACGCCGCUUCAGAGGUACUGUUUCACGAAGAUGGGAGUGUGAAAGGAAUCGCCACGAACGACGUGGGGGUAGCUAAAGACGGAUCGCCCAAGGACGUGUUUGAGAGAGGCAUGGAGCUCCAUGCCAAGGUGACGGUGUUUGGAGAAGGCUGUCACGGCCAUUUGGCAAAGCAGUUGUAUAAACGUUUCAACCUGCGCGAGAACUGCCAGCCGCAGACCUACGCCAUAGGCCUUAAAGAGAUAUGGAUUAUUGAUGAAAAGAAUUGGAAACCAGGAAGAGUUGAACACACCGUGGGCUGGCCCUUGGACCGGCACACGUACGGAGGGACGUUUUUGUAUCACCUGAAUGAAAAGGAGCCUUUGGUAGCUUUGGGCCUUGUGGUUGGCUUGGACUACCAGAACCCAUAUCUGAGUCCCUUCAGGGAGUUCCAGCGAUGGAAACAUCACCCUUCAGUGGCAUCAACUCUGGAGGGAGGAAACCGGAUUGCUUACGGAGCCCGAGCCCUGAAUGAAGGUGGAUUCCAGUCCAUACCCAAGCUGACGUUCCCCGGAGGCCUGCUGAUAGGCUGCAGCCCCGGGUUCAUGAACGUGCCGAAGAUCAAAGGAACCCACACGGCGAUGAAGAGCGGCAUGCUGGCGGCCGAGUCCAUCUUCCAGAAGAUCACAGACGAACACCUGCAGUCUGAGACGGCUGGAAUUCAUGUGCCAGGAUAUGAGGACAGCUUGAAGAACUCCUGGAUUUGGAAAGAGCUACGUGCUGUUAGAAACAUACGACCUUCAUUCCACAAUUACUUUGGACUGUAUGGGGGAAUGUUCUACACUGGCAUCUUUUACUGGAUCUUACGCGGGAAAGAACCAUGGACCUUAAAACAUAUAGGUGCGGAUGCUACGCAGCUCAAACCCGCGAAGGACUGCACCCCCGUCGAGUACCCCAAGCCUGACGGGAAGCUCAGCUUCGACCUCCUGUCCUCUGUAGCUCUGAGUGGCACUAACCAUGAGCACGACCAGCCCCCACACCUCACCCUCAUGGACGACAGCGUCCCCGUCGCCAACAACCUGGCCAUCUACGAUGGGCCAGAGCAGCGAUUCUGUCCAGCAGGGGUGUACGAGUUUGUGCCACUGGAGUCUGGAGAGGGCAUGAGGCUACAGAUCAAUGCACAAAACUGCGUUCACUGCAAGACUUGCGACAUCAAGGACCCGAGCCAGAACAUUAACUGGGUGGUACCCGAGGGAAGCGGGGGACCAGCGUAUAACGGCAUGUGAUUUUUCAAAAAGUACGUCGUCAGGCAUUAACCUGCUGCUCUGAUCCCACUGCAAUAACACAUUAUUCAUCGUGACUCCUCAUAACACUGAGUUUAAUGUUGCCGCAUUUUGACUUUUUAUUUAAAAAAUAAAAAAAAAAUACGAUUUGUUCAUUGCCAAAUGGACAGUUGUAUAUAGAGGACUAUUGUUACAUGGUAAGAUGAUGUGUAUAGCUCUGUAAUUUUAUUAAACUCUGAUUUAUUUCAAUGUA